This is a messenger RNA of Fonsecaea pedrosoi CBS 271.37, 249 nucleotides long. RefSeq lists its product as uncharacterized. The record is from RefSeq and is a predicted model, not a curated record. The coding region runs from base 1 to 249 and encodes 82 amino acids. The transcript has a single exon. Lineage: Eukaryota; Fungi; Ascomycota; Eurotiomycetes; Chaetothyriales; Herpotrichiellaceae.
AUGCGUGACAAACAGGGCAAGGAACUCAAACUCGACCCCGAAGCAUACAAUAACAUGCAAGUCAACCGGCCCCUGCCGUUCAAGGCACGCUUCAUCCCCCGCUCGGAGAAGAUUGCGAAGAUCAUCAAGGACGACGCCGCUGCUGCGACCGAGUUUCUCAAAAAGUACGAUGGCGAGACAAAAGUCACCAAGGAGAAUGCACAGUCGGUUGUGCUUGAGGCGGUCACGCCGGCGAUUGAGAAGGCGUAA